AUGGUCAUGUACCCUUUUCCUGCGCUUCACCACGCUACCUCCACCCAGCCAGCAAUCGACAAUCAUGCUCAUCCCAUCCUGAGCGCAUCUUUCCGCUCCAACCUCCCCUUCGAGGGCGUCUUCUCCGAGGCAGACGGCGAAGCGCUCACACGAGAUGCCAUUCACACACUAGCUGGUAGACGAGCGACGAAGCAGCUCGCAAAGCUCUAUGGCUUGAACGACGGAACGUCUUGGGAGGAGGUGAAGCGACAUAGGGACGGCAUCAAUUGGGAAGACCUGUGUCUGUUGUGCUUCGAGAAGGCCGGAAUUGAGACGGUGCUCGUGGAUGAUGGACUCGGUGGAAGCGGCGAGUGGGCGGAGAGAUACAAGAGUCUUGGGAGGUUUAUGCGGGGAGAUGCGAAGAGGAUAGUGCGGGUGGAGGUGGAGGCAGAGGGGUUGUUGAAGGACAUCCUGGGGCCAUACAUCAGUCCUGGAGCUCACGGGUCUCUCAAAUCAGGCCAUGUCGUGCGCUUGUUCGAGACGAAGUUGACUAGCAUUCUCAGUCAGAACGCCAGCGACCAGGACGUCGUGGGGUUCAAGUCAAUCGUGUGCUACCGCACGGGGGUGGACGUGUCCCUCUCUAGCAGCAUGCAGGAGAAGGAGGACGCGUUGUCGGAAGUGCUUGACGUGUACCGCCGCACAGGGAUGAUACGACUCGCGCACAAGCCCUUGAACGACACGGUUGUGCGGAUCGCCUUGGGUGUUGCUGGGGACUACGAGAUUCCAGUGCAAUUCCACACAGGGUUGGGCGACAGCGACAUUCGGCUCACGAAGAGUUCCCCAGCACACCUCCAGGGAAUCAUAGAAGCGUUCCCCAAGACGACGUUCGUGAUACUCCACGCUGCUUAUCCGUACACACGGGACGCGGGAUAUCUCACCGCGAUGUACUCCAAUGUGUAUUUGGACUUUGGCGAGGUCUUCCCCUUUGUGUCCGCCGAAGGCCAGCGUAAUGUCCUCCGUCAGGUACUCGAGCUUAGCCCAACGAACAAGAUCAUGUGGUCCAGUGACGGUCAUUGGUGGCCCGAGUCCUACUACCUCGGAGCACAGCAGGCGCGUGAGGCGUUAUACGAGGUUUUGGCGGAGAGCGUACGGCGAGGCGAGCUUACAGAAGAAGAGGCUGUCGAGGUGGUCCAGAAUGCAUUGUACAGGACGGCGGAGAGGGUGUAUCGUCUGCAGGAACGGGAAGAGAUGAGGCUCUAA
Cyclocybe aegerita is the source of this 1239-nucleotide messenger RNA. The record is from the annotation of a GenBank genome assembly. Lineage: Eukaryota; Fungi; Basidiomycota; Agaricomycetes; Agaricales; Hemipholiotaceae.